ACCUGCAACCCCGGGGAUGAGAGAGAUCGAGAGACACUACGGGACAAGCUUCGACAUCAUCCACGAUCGAAAUCCCCGCGAAACGACGGAAGCGGCCGCCCCAUUCCCUCCCGACAGUGGUCAAUUGACUUACACGUUCUCGACACCACCUCGAUAAGAAAUAUCACCUUCCCUUUCCACCCUCGAAAAUGGUCGGCAGGAUCCUCUUCUGGAGCGGCUUCGGCUUCGCCGUCCGCUUCUGGCAAAUGGGCAUCGAGAUGCGCCCCUUCUUCAACAAGGAGUCCCUCUGGGCCUACCCAGCCUACAUGCUCGGCGGCGGCAGCUUCGGCUACUGGCUGCAGGGCGUCGACGAGAGGCAGUCGGCCAUCCUCAACGAGCGCAAGUCGGUUCUGCUCCAGAAGCGCGCGAGGGCGGCGGCGCGCAAGGAGGACGAGGAGGCCGCCAAGGCAUAGACGCGAAAAAGGAUCGGGAUCGUUCUUCCUUCGCCCGCCCGACUU
Messenger RNA from Colletotrichum destructivum, 497 nucleotides. RefSeq lists its product as uncharacterized. Lineage: Eukaryota; Fungi; Ascomycota; Sordariomycetes; Glomerellales; Glomerellaceae. The transcript is spliced from 2 exons. The record is from RefSeq and is a predicted model, not a curated record. The coding region runs from base 189 to 452 and encodes 87 amino acids.